Acanthosepion pharaonis is the source of this 564-nucleotide messenger RNA. The record is from the annotation of a GenBank genome assembly. NCBI's taxonomy places the organism in Eukaryota, Metazoa, Mollusca, Cephalopoda, Sepiida, Sepiidae.
AUGCUACUGAUUCAGUUUGUACUUUUCGGUUAUUCUAUCUAUCUGUAUGUCUGUCUAUCUAUCUAUCUAUCUAUCUAUCUAUCUAUCUAUCUAUUCACUUUAUUUUUGUCUCUUUAUCAAACCAGUGUAUUUCUCAUUCUUUGUCUUUCUUUCUUUCUUUCUUUCUUUCUUUCUUUCUUUCCCAGCCAUUUCAUAUCUAUCUAUCUAUCUAUCUAUCUAUCUAUCUAUCUAUUCACUUUGUCUCUUUAUGUACUCCGUCUACUUCUUUUUCUUUUUCUGCUUUCUUUCUUUCUUUCUUUCUUUCUUUCUUUCUUUCUUUCUUUCUUUCUUUCCCAGUCAUUUCAUAUCUAUCUAUCUAUCUAUCUAUCUAUCUAUCUAUCUAUCUAUCUAUCUAUCUAUAUUAUGUCUGUAUCUAUGUCUGGCUGCCUAUCUAUCUACUCUUUGUCAUCCCAAGUUCAAUCGUCAUCUAUCCUUCUUAUCUUCAUUACCUACUACGGCUAUUAUUAUUACAUUUUAUUCAUAUCACACGUCGUUCAGAUGCGACCAAAAGAUGAAGUACCGUAG